This is a messenger RNA of Trypanosoma cruzi, 389 nucleotides long. RefSeq lists its product as uncharacterized. NCBI's taxonomy places the organism in Eukaryota, Euglenozoa, Kinetoplastea, Trypanosomatida, Trypanosomatidae. Gene Ontology annotation, molecular function: RNA ligase (ATP) activity; ATP binding. The annotation marks the transcript as partial. Gene Ontology annotation, biological process: tRNA splicing, via endonucleolytic cleavage and ligation. The transcript has a single exon. The record is from RefSeq and is a predicted model, not a curated record.
CCGAGAGGGUUCUUGAGCUUGUGCCGCCAGAGAUGCUGGACGGCAAGAAGGUGCAGAAAGCCUUCCAUGUGACGACGCUGUACCUGGGUCGUGACGCCUGCAAUGACCCUGUCCUGCUGCAGCAGCUGGUGGGGCUGCUGGGCGAGUCCAUUGAGCUCACGCUGACGAGCGUUGCGUCUGAUCCGAAGGGGACGGCGAUCGCGGUGCGCAACGAGGGAGAGUUCCCCUGCGAAAAUGUUCAUCCGCACAUCACCAUCGCGAACGCGCCGGGUGUUCCGCCUGUGUACAGCAACGAGCUGCUGGACGAUUCCCAUGCAGAUGACCCGUGCCGCACCGUCGUCAGUCUCCCCGCCGGCACACGCAUCACCGGGACAUUUGUCUUCAGGUAG